ACUCCAUCAUAUAUUCUCCUUAAUGGUCAUAUGAUCCUCUCAUUUGUUAUUUUGAUUCAUAUAGCUCUAUACUAUAUAAAGCUAUGUAACUCUCAUUAUAUCAAUAAUACAAUUCAUACAUUUCUCAUAAGUUAAUAAUUACAUCACUUUUAAAUAUUACUUUUAAAAUAAAUAUAACGUCCACAAAGACACAUAAGGACUUUAUACUUCUAAUCUUAUAAGAAAUUUUAUAUAAGAAAUUUCAAAAGUUAUGACAGCAAAUUCAUUUAUUAGAAAAAUGAAGCUCAAGUUACUUGGACUUGUAGCCGAUGAGAUAAAUAACACUGACUUUUAGUGGAAGCAAAGUCGAAAUUCAACACACAUGUUUCUGUUUUCUUCUAAUAAUACUUGUCUUUUUGUUGUUUGUUGUUUAUAUGUAUAUUCAAAUACUUCUUAGCGACAUCUGAUUGGAAACUAUUACCGACCACUACUUUAAAAUUGAAUAUAUUUUCAAACUAUUACAUCAUGUUUUUUGUUAGCAUAUCAAAAUCGCAUUUUCUAUUCUCCUUAUAAAUUUUAAUUUAAAUAAAGGGUUUUCAAUCUUAUUGAUUCAUCAGUCUGUGAUGAUAAAAGUCCAAAUAACUAGCCUGUCUUCUUGUUUUGAGUUCCAUUCUACAUUAUCAUCUUUGUUGUUAUUGCUACGUAAGCUAAAGCAUGGCCAAAUAAGAGAAUCAAAUAUCCUAAGACAAUAUAAUAUUUCUCUUGGAGAUUUGGAGUAAAUAAAUUAGAUUAUCUACAUGCUAUAUGUAUUAGCUAGUAUCCCGUUGUGUAUGAUUACUGAUCAGUUUCAAAUUCGAUAAUGAGUGUAUAUAUGAGCAAAAAAAAUCAUACUAUUGUUGUAAUCACUAGUAAAUAAAUUUAUCUAAAUACUGGUGAAACAUUUAUAAAAAAAUGUAUUAUAAUAGACUAGGUUUUGCGGUAGUCUUAUUUGCAUGCUUUCAAAAUAUUUCAGAUACUUUGAACAUCCUCUCUAGCUUAUGUAUUUUCACCUUUUACAUAGAGGUACUUAGUUUUUUUUUUUGAAGGUGCUUAGUUUGGUAAAGAGAACAUUACAAUUCCCCAAAAAAACGAAACCUGAUUCACAAGAAACCCCCUCACAAAAAGGAGAGAAUCCACUGUAGCUUCAUGAAUGAACUCUCCGACCCACCUUCUUCACAUUCCUCUCUUUCUCUUCUAUAUUAUAAAACAGCUCUCUCAUUUCUCCACGAUAUCGUAUUCGUUCAAGCAAUCAUCAUCAACAUUCAACAGAGAAAAAGAAGAAGAAAAUGUCGGACUGGGGACCGAUACUAGUGACGGUGAUACUCUUCGUGAUGCUCACGCCAGGACUUCUGUUUCAGUUGCCUGGACGACAAAGAUACGUUGAGUUUGGUAAUUUUCAGACAAGUGCUGUCUCUGUUAUGGUCCAUUCCCUUCUCUACUUCUCCCUUGUCUGCGUCUUCCUCCUCGCCCUCAAGAUUCACAUCUACAUUGCCUAAUUGUUGCAACCCUUUAAUUUAUUCUGUGUGUUUUCCUUUACAAUUUUAACCUUAAACUCGUUUCUAUCGGACCCUUUUGCUUUUAUGUGUUUAC
Molecule: messenger RNA, 1608 nt
Organism: Brassica napus (rape)
Lineage: Eukaryota; Viridiplantae; Streptophyta; Magnoliopsida; Brassicales; Brassicaceae
Exons: 1
Coding region: 1305-1514 (69 amino acids)
Source: RefSeq, a predicted model, not a curated record